AUGUCUAACAAAGACCGCUCACGACUCAGGAGUUCAUCGCUUCCGUUACCGAAGAGAGAGGUUUGCGUUCAGACGACGAGCGAAACGAAGAGUAAACCGGAAAUUCCGAAACUCGUUUUGGACGACAACGCCCUCAACAGCUCCUCGAAAACGCCGUCAAUGCAUGAGUUGCGCCGAUCGUCGUUCUCAGGACUUCCAGGUCUGGGAGGUCUGUCCUCAUUGAUAGGCGCGGCUACGCCUUCGGCCAUCGGACGCGUCGGCAGUGAAAAGAUAAAGUCACCCAAAAGACAGAAAAAGGGUUCCACUUGUGAUUUGACAGAGAAAUCAGAUAAAGAGCAUAAUUUGGACAAAUUUAAAGACAUCGACGACUCGGUGUCCAACAAAUUGAAAAAACAAAAGCAAAAAGACAAAAGCGACUCAAUAUUUCGGUCUAAAGAGUUGAUUCCUCCGCCGCCGCGACCGAAAUCGGCGAUCGGGCGCUACGAAGACGGCCGCGCGGCUACUGUCAAGUCUGAGAUGCAUAGGGGAAAGUCGAUGCCAUCGUUGCAUCUCAUACUCGACCGCUUCGGCAACGCGUCCGACUCGUCCAAGAGUUCGAACCGAUAUUUGGCGCCCGAGAGUAAAAAGUCGCCAAAAAAGUCGGCCUCUCAGACCUAUUCGGUUCCGUUCCCUAUAAUCACGAUCACAGAGCACUCACCCGUUACUUCCAUUCAGUUCUUUAUGAACGCAGAGAACACCGAAUCGCCGAAAGAGGAGUCCGUUUACAACUACUCCCAAAUCGGUAUCACAAGAAGUCAAACCGAUUCUGACAUUAGUUAUUACACGGAGACCAUAACAGAGGCGCCCGCGUCCACCAACUAUGUCACCAAAAACGGUCAGUUGAGUCUUGUGGUCAUUUUGAAAGCUGUCCACUCCAUCGCGAACUUUCUGAGCCAGACAAGAGAUGGGCAAACGCUACAGCUCCGCGGGCAGUCAGGUCUUACCGCUUCGACACCCGGCGGAGCCAUCGAUGAGCCGCCGAUUAUCAGAAUCAGUAAAUCGGAUAACGAAGAGCUAUCGGUUCACCACCUCUUUAUGGACACUUUAAUACGUCUGAUCAAACAGUUAGGCUGUCCUCACGGCUGCGGUGAAGGGCAUCGCGAGGACGAAGCCAAGGUGCCUAAUCUCGGCUUUUGUAUCGAAACGCAUAACAAUUGGACGCGAAAGCAGUCCAAUAAUCCGAUAUCAAUCGGAAGCCAACAGUCAUUUGAGACGAGCGCUCGGAGCGGCUAUUCAAACAACUUCGGCGCCGGUUUUGGGAAAACCGGUUCUAAAGUAUUCUUAUUCAAGAAGUUUUUCUUCUCAACGUCGGGACUGAAGGCCGCGGCCAGCAGUCAGAGUAUACACGACGAGCGCGAAACUCAACUGCUCAACGAUUGGCCGCUUCCGGGCACUGGUCUGAGCCAAAGCCACAGCAGUACAGGUGCUCUACGCGUGAGGGCUGCCUCUCCUCGACUGUCCAUUACGGACGACGACGCGGUUGUUAUGAUCCAAAAGCAGGUGAAGGGCGGAAAGGGAUUCAAUUUCACCAAUUGGUUCAAACCGGGCGGUAAGCCAGAGUCAUUGCAUCCGGAAUCGGCUGUUCUGCUGGACAACGGCGGCGGUAAUAUUGGUUUUGUCACGUCAUCCGAACCGUCGACCGAAAAGAUGGUCAGAAGAGGCAGUUUCAGCCGAACGCCAGUGAAAGGGGCGCCCAUUGCGGGCGGAAGUGGUGGUCAAAAGCCGACGCACUCGACGUUCGGGAAGGCGAGGAAGAGAAUGGAGGAUCAGUUCAGGUUUGUGUUCGGGAAGAGUAAGUCAAAACACGGCUCAUUCGAGGAGACGCCGGAUCUCUCGCGACGGAACUCUUUUGACUUCGACCGGACGGCCGGCGACGGAGAUAUGGUUUUGAUACGCGAGUCACGACUCGUAUCGCUUCCAGUGAUUCGCGACGGAAUGAUUCGCUUCCAGUUUCUGUUGGAGUCGUGCACUCCGGGAACGCUUCCGGACGCGCCUCUAAUCGCGGCGAUGCUCGACAUCCGGGCGCCGAUCGUCGCCAGAGCCACCUUUUACCUCGAGUGCGCGCAUUUCGUCCAUCGCUGUAAUCGCGGUCUUUGGCCGCAAUGGAUGCGCCAUAACUUCAAUAUCUUCCGGCCGUCGGGUCCGAUGAGAGCCGGUUCCCAGUCGGCCAUCAAAGGCCGCGCCUCUAACGUUGUCCAGCGGUCGGCCGGCCGUGCGUUCUAUCAGUGGGCGGAGAUGUUGGGCGCGAGAAUGCAAGAGAUCCUCCAGAAUGAGAUCAAUACCGAGAAAUCGUUGCCAAAUAUGACGGACGACAGUAAACGACGACAACUCAAGUACGACGACGAGGACGAAGACUUUCUGGACGAGGCUUUCGUUAACCAAACGGGCAAUGAGUGUCCGUUUGCCCUAAAACUGGUCGCGUGUCAGUUGUUGUACGAAAUCACGGCUUUUCUCCGCGAAACCCAUCAAUACCUGCCCUCCAGAAGCUCUCGGUCUUCCAUACGAGAGCGCGGAUCCACUUUUGAGCCGAAGACUGUCACCGCUAACCGUCGCUGGUCUAUGGCUUUGAGUGAGACAUUGUUUCUAUUGCUUUUUCACGCGCCGAGUUUGGGCGACAGACGAAUCAGUUUUGUCCUCCAGGAGGCGGACGGCGAGGAAGAGUCGACGAGCAGUGUUUCGGGAGCCGACGAACUGUACGCCGGCGGCGAUAAGAGACGCCAGUCUCAGAUCGGACUCGCGGGUCGACCGCAUUUGUUGCGCCGGUCGACGGGCGGCAGCGGUCACGGGAGCUUCAAAAGGAGGUCCAUUAAGUUGAAGAAAGGCGCCGAUCGGAAGACACUAGGCAGCGGUCACGGGAGCUUCAAAAGGAGGUCCAUUAAGUUGAAGAAAGGCGCCGAUCGGAAGAGUGCGGGCAAACAUCGGUCGUCAACUCUUGUCGAGGACGAGGACGACGACACCCAAAAGCACUCAAUUCUUCGCCGAUCGGAUUCAUUGCGUUCGCGACGCAAAGUGAGCGGAAUAUCCGAGCGAUCGGACACUUCGGAGAGGGUCUCAGGCGACGAAUCGCCGGGCGUUCUGUCCGACGAGGGAAACGACACUCCGAGCGACGCUCUCGAAGCGGACGACUCGGAACUGAUUACAAAUAUCCCGUGGCUUAAGAUCAUGUCCACAAUAAACUCCGCCGUUUCGUACAAUUGUUCGCAUCAACAGUACUGUCAGCACAACUGUUACCGACGAGUGAUGCGAAGCUCAUCCAGACUUAUGAAAGCCGUUCACAAAGUUUACGCCGAAGACUCGUCGACGAGACCACAACUCGUGUCUUUGCGUAUCUUUGAGGACAAGGAAGACGCGGCCAAAAAGGAGAAGAAGUUGAAAAAGAUCGUAACCGCCGGUCCGUCGUCUCCCAUACGGCGCAAGAUCUCCGUCGGACACAAUAUGGACCGUUGCGUCGACGGCCACACCGAACGCGGCCACCACUCCAUCCACAGUUCGACCACUUAUUUGGCGCAUAACGUGGACGUCGAGGCCGGACCUCAGGAGUCGGAGGACCCGCGCAAGACAUUCGUCGAAGUGGCCAACAAUAAGGCGCUCAUUAAGCGCGAGGAAAAUCCGACCCUAAAGUAUGUUCACUCACACGUCAAGAGUCCGUUCAGCGCAUCCAUAUCUAUGCUGUUGAAGGGGGCGCUCGUAUUGCCGAUCCCUGAGUUCGACGAUCUUCUCGGUAUGUCUUGGAAUCUGAUCCUCGAAGACGACCAGGAGUUGAGUUCGGCGGCCGCUGUGGCCCUCAUUGUCUGCGCCCUUAAAUGUCCACAACUGGUGUCCGACUUAUUUGAGCGCGAGUUGAAUCACGAGAGCCCUAAUCGGCGAACUCUGGCCAUCAAUAAGUUCUAUAAGGUUUGGAGCAAUCGUUUCCAGUGUUGGCCGCGACUGGAAGAAGGGGCGCAUCUGUACCUCAAAGUGCCGCCGCCGGCCAUUGAGUUCACUCUUCCGUCGCCGCGCAUAGCGUUGGAGUCGAUCCCAGUCGUGGAUCCGGCGUAUAUGCCGGUCACCAAAUCCAAAGUGGAAGAAGCGGUGACCAUAAGCCAAGAGCCGACGAUUCAACGGUCGUUUGUGGCGGCGACCAAAACCAGACGCAAACAACAGAUAGAGUUAGUGACGAAAGCACUGCAAGAAGAAGAGGACAAACUGCGAGACGAGCGUGAGAACUAUCGCAUCUCAAUGGUUCCCAUCCAAUUACAGGCAGCCUAUGAACCGGCGCUCUUCCACACCGUCGAUGAACACGAAGAGGAAGACGACGAGAUGUCCGAACGAAUACCCAUUCAUAACAUUCAGUUGGCACAAACGGUGUUUCCAUCGACUCUGUGUUCAGCGGCCGUCACAAUCAUCAACCUCUUAGACGACCCUCAGGUCAACUCCGAGGGCAGCGCCGUAUAUGAGGUGGCGUUCAAAGUUGUCUGGCAUUGUCUGGUGGAAGACUCGGCGCUCUUCUUGCGUCACUUUCUCGAGCGUCUCACUCGAGACAAACAUUGGGACACGUUUCAGAUCCUGCGCCGACUGAUCCGUUUCGUGCCCCGCCUUCCGGCUCAGGCGGCGUUCACGCUAUACAACUAUCUGAUCGGUUUCGUGAUGUAUCACGUGAGGACACCCGUGGAGAACUCGCAAGAAGUGAUCGCCACAGUGUUGUCCGUACUAUGGCUUGUGGUGCCCAACGUUCACGGCCUCUUCCUCAAGGAUCUCAAACAGGUUCUGCGCAAAGAGCAGUGCGACGCCUCUCUCCUCAUCACAGCUAACGUGCCGUCGGCUAAGAAGAUCAUAGUUCACGGACCCGACGCCUCUGUCAUCCCAUCCCAGUUCCCCAUCCAUGAAGACACACAGUUCUCGCAGAUUCUGACCGAUAGUCUCGACUUUUUCGGAAUCGACGACUCAAAGCAAAACGAGUACUUUCUCGUCGAUUCCAAGACAAACCAAAUGCAUAACUUGAAUGCAUUCGUUCGGGACUUUUAUUUCUUCAAACGCUCACAAUAUCCGCAAAUCUCUUUGGUUCACAUGAAUCCCAACGAAGCCUUCGAUCGACUCCAGAGACAGGCAUUUACUCUUCAAUUCGUGGAAUUGGGAAAAACAUUGAUGUGUUUAUCGUUAAUUAAGUCUUCAUUCCUCGGCAUUCAAAGAGUACUCUUUCUUCACGAAGAGCUCAUGAAAUUGCCGUCAUUUCCACGCAAAGCAUUGGAGGCAAACUUCAGUCUGUAUUCGGGAGAGACGGGUCAAGAGGUGUUGGGAAUGGACACACUUCACAAGAUUGUUUGGGUCAAACUCGUGGCCCGAAUGUUUGAGGCCACCAAUGGGUUCUUCGCCCAAUCGGCGGACAUUCACCUCUUCCUAAACGUAGUGAACGGUUCGCUAAUACUUCACUGCGAGAACUCAUCGAUGUUGAGGCUAUGUAUGGCCACGUAUAUCAACGCCGCCCAUCAGUUCCGCAAUAUCUUCGCCGCCAACGGCUAUCUGUUGAUCAUUCCCACCAUUUGUCGCAUUUAUUCCAACCAUCAGACGAAUGGUCUUCUCUGUCGCACAAUUGAAUUCGUUUGCAAACAGUUUUACAUUCUUCACAGAAAGCCAUUCGUCCUCCAGAUGUUCGGAGCGGUGGCGCCGAUACUCGACCUCGACUUUGUGUCCAAUUAUGGCGACGCCUCUAAAGUACAACCGCGAGCUUUCUUUCAAUUGCUUCAGUCUUUGGGUCAAUAUAUUGUCGAUCCGUUGGAUAUUCUGGAACUCGUCGACGCAGAGAAACCAUUAAAGGCGCUGGACUUUUGCUACCAAAUGGACGCCGAGACACUUUCCGUGUUGGACGCCAUCUCUCUGUGUGUGACAGUUGUCUCGUACGCGGCGGACACCGAACGCGGCCAUCAAAUGCUAACCAUAUUGGAGGCGAUUCUUCCGCUACAUCUGAAACACAUGCAAACGCUGACCACGAAGAAGGAGACACCGGGCGGUCCGCGCACUGAACUUCAAGUGAUUCAUAACGUGUCGGUUUGUAUGAAAACUUUGAUUUACAACUCGGAAGCGCUGACCCGUAACUUCACUGGUCCUCAACGGGCCAUCGAUUUGCGCGGUUCGAGCAUUAAGAAUGCCUCCAAAGGGGCCUACAGUCCGCCCGUAGAGAUCGAUGACGACAGCCAUUCAAAAUAUGUGUCCGAUAACUACUACUCUCGCGCCCGAAAAGAGUACUCUUCGGACAAUAGUGACGGCGAGAGUGUGCGGACAGACUUUCGACGUCCGCGCGAUGUAUUGCUCAAAGUUGUGGCCGAAUUCUUGAGCCGAAGUACCGCCCGAUUGGCGGAUCUGAGCAAAAAGUUGCCGGAUUUGCACCAAAAGGGCUCCACAUAUGAACUAUUGGACGUGAAGAGUCACCUCCGAUUGGCUGAGAUCGCGCACAGCCUGUUGAAGAUGGCUCCCUAUGACCCACAGACGAUGGCGUGUCGCGGUCUCGUCCGCUAUAUGAACGAGAUAUUGCCGAACAGUGAGUGGCGUCAGGAACAGAUGCGUCCGGCGCUCAUAAUGGUCUUGAGACGACUCGACAAGACGUUCACCAAAAUUGCCAAAAAGUCGGCGAUAAAGCGGUCAACCGAUUGGGAAGCGGCCAAACGGCUGCUCAAAGGCGUGUACUUGACGUUCGCCAAACACCCCUAUAUCGUACAUCUGCCACAUCUCAAGUCACUCAUCUCCGUCUGUCAGAACAUCGUUUUGGGCGAUCAAACCCACGGCCCGGUGGACAGCACGGCGUCAGUGCCCACGUGGGCCAUAGCUCUCUCGCAGUCAUCGCCGCCCGGCUUCACGUCAGUAGCCGUUCGGCUGAUAGCGAUGCAAAUGCUUCAGUUGGGCGAAAGUCAGACUCUGGAGACCGUGUGUUUGGGAGCCUUCUCUUCGCCCGAGAAAAGCGAAAUCUAUUUAAUGAAUUUGAUUUAUCCCAUGUGUGUCCGCAUCAGUUCCGGUCUCAAAGAAGUGCCAAAACUAAGGCAAUGCGACAUUAAUUUCACACUUACCGUAAUUCUCAAUACUUUGAAACCGAUUCCCACCAAACCUAUCAAAGGUUCCGAUUCCUCUUCGGGCCAAAUGGCACAGAAUUCUGUCCACGCGGUCGGCUUUCUCGGCCUCAAGAUAAUGAUGGUUUGCUUUGAGAGGCAACUGAACACCGAAUGGUACAGAAUAUCGCGAACUAUACGUGAGUUGGCCAACAAGACUCAGGGAGGGAUUCAAUUGUGGAAUUUCCUUGAAUUUGUGGUCACUUAUCGAACGCCACUCUUUCUCCUCCUUUUCCCUGUCAUUAAAUGCAAAUAUCUGGUAAAGAUCUGCGACAAUGACAUCGAGUAUGGAUACCAACAACAGAUUCGGGAAAAGAUGACGGGAUUAGGACUUCCAUUCGCGCGAUCAAAGGGCCAACUUUUAGUCGCUUUAAUGUCGGAAAUGAGAAUUCUUAGGGAAGAACUGAUAUCGCGAAAGAACGCGCCGCCGGUCGACGACCGCAAGUCCAUCGUUGCCGACGCGUCGAGCGGUGAGCGACCCGAAGGACAUCGACUGAGCUUUGCGUUCACACAAAUGGCUGCUUCGGCUUCAAAAUUGUCAAACAUUUCUUCUUCCAAUUCAAACACUCCUCAGACGACACGAGACGCGCCCCAAACGCCCUCCACUUCGUCCAAACCCUCUCUGUUUAGAGGAUUAAGUUUCAGACUCUCAGAGCAGCGAAUGUUUCCGCCGCGGAAUCUGAGCGUUAAGUUAUCGCGUGAUAGCAAACGAGUAAUGGAAGGCUUCCUCAGACGGACCUCAUAUCCGGACCCGAAGGAGGCGUCGCCCACAGGGAGUCGAGAGGAGCACAGAAGCACUCUUUCGGAGCCCAAACUGUUCCGAAAGUCCACUCUUCACGUGAAGAAAGGCUCCAAAAAAGAUCGACCGAAAGACGGUUCCCAAUCGAUGAGCGGAGAAACACUUACAGAAGGCGUGACCACUGAAGACGAUCAGGAGAUUCGGUCGGCGAUCGCUCGCAAAUUGUCGGGCGAGGGUUCGGGCGCUUCGCGUUCGGACAGUCCGGACGAAGAGAGAGCUUUGAAACACCGGUUGCAGAGACAGAAAGCUCAGAGUCGGAAGACAUUCCGCUUCCGUAAGUCUCGUCGCGGCGCCGGAUUCCUGCAGACGGAAGAGAUUGCGAUGAAAGACACGACUGAUGGCAGAGAUGUGGCGCUCGCGGAGGAAGAGAGCUCUUCCAUCGUUGAGCAAAGUCGAGACGAGAGUUCUUCUACUGGACUCUUGUCUCCAAAGAAAAGUCACUCUUCAGAUGAAUCGGUCGAUGAAAACGUCGCUCUUUUGACGGAAAACGACUCUUCGUUUCCAUUCGUAGACGAAGAGGAAGACGGGGCUCUUCUUCGGCCAUAAAAAACUAGAUAUAGUGUUAUGUUUUGUUUUAGUCUAUGAAGUGGUGCCGAAGAAUCUCUUCUGG
Messenger RNA from Medioppia subpectinata, 8524 nucleotides. The record is from the annotation of a GenBank genome assembly. Lineage: Eukaryota; Metazoa; Arthropoda; Arachnida; Sarcoptiformes; Oppiidae.